Messenger RNA from Lodderomyces orthopsilosis Co 90-125, 2706 nucleotides. It is a transcript of the gene BRO1, whose product is annotated as Bro1p. Lineage: Eukaryota; Fungi; Ascomycota; Pichiomycetes; Serinales; Debaryomycetaceae. Bases 1 to 2706 code for a protein of 901 amino acids. Gene Ontology annotation, cellular component: endosome. The transcript has a single exon. Gene Ontology annotation, molecular function: protein binding. The record is from RefSeq and is a predicted model, not a curated record. Gene Ontology annotation, biological process: protein transport to vacuole involved in ubiquitin-dependent protein catabolic process via the multivesicular body sorting pathway.
AUGAAGACAAGCUUACUUACCAUUCCUAGCAAAAAGACUGAAGAGGUCUCCUGGGUGAAACCACUCAACAAUUACCUCCUUUCGAUAUAUGGCAACACAUCGUCAUAUCAAACUGACAUAAAUUCAUUCGAGAAAUUGCGUCAAGAUAUCAGAGGCGUUCAUGCCGACAAUACUGGAUUGAGAUUAUACUUUAAAUAUUAUAGCCAGUUGGAAGUAUUAGAUGUAAAAAUUCAAUUUGCUUCAUUGAAUAGAUCGAAGAAGUUGGACUUUGUCUGGCAUGAUGCAUUCUCACCAGAUAUCACACAUAGACAAAAUGCCUUGCCAUUUGAAAAAGCCAACGUGUUGUUCAACAUUGGCGCAUUAUUGACCAAAUUUGCAAUUACAAAGUACAACGAGCUGCAAAGUAGCAAUGGAGUUGGUUCCGUAAAGGAUUCAAUUGUCAUGUUCCAACAAGCGGCAGGAAUUUAUGAAUACUUAAAUGAGAACUUUCUACAUGCACCUAGCGACGACUUGAGCCAAUCAACUAUCAGAUUUCUAAGUAAAUUAAGUCUUGCCCAAGCUCAAGAAGUGUUUACCUUGAAUGCAAUCACUAAUGAUUUGGACCAACUGAAGAACUCAUUGAUUGCCAAGUUGUGUAAAUCCGCCAGCUUACAAUACGAAGAAUGUUAUAAUAUGAUUAGCCAAGAAGAGAAGGAAAGUUUUAAAAUUGUUGAUGAAUAUGACGAUUUAGUGGGAGACGAUUUAGAUGCUCCUGGCGACGAUGAAGAAGACUCGCGUUAUGUGAAUGCACAAUUGGAUCCAUCUUGGGUUUCAAUUAUUUAUUUCAAAACCCAAUACUACAAGUCAUUAGCGCUUUACUUUCAUGCUUUGCAACUAGAGGCAGGAAGAAAGUAUGGUGAUGCAAUUGGGUUCCUAAAUCAAUCAAGCGCAGUGUUGGAAAACAUAAAUCCACACGCAAUGAGGACCAUAACUAAAGGGCACGGAAACGUGUAUGACCUAUUGGACAAUUACAAUUAUCAAAAAGAUGCAGUAGGAAUCAAAACUGAUGAGCUGGUGAAGGACAAUGACUUGAUCUAUCAUGAUUUGGUGAAAAAAGAUGCCAAUUGGAAUCAAUUAGCACCAUUUCAGGUUUCGAAAGUUGUAAACUUGAAUGAUAUCCCCUUGUUGAAGGAGGUUAAUGAGCAAGGUUAUCAAAAUUUUUUAAGCAAUGUUGUACCAAUAAACAUUCAUGAGUUAUCGAGUUUUUACUCAGAAGAGAAAUCACAAUUGUUAAGAAAUGAGAUUGAUUACUAUGAAGUAUCAAAAGAGGAAACUGAAUCUUUUCUCGAAUCAUUAAAAUUGCCCAAGGCGUUGCACCAGAUAAAACAAUCGUUAAAAUCAUCCGAUGAUGACGAAAUUCCUAAUGACAUUAUUUCCAAAGUGAGAGAAAUCUCGACCACAUAUGAAAGAGACCAACAGUUGGAAGAGGAGAAUGUCAAAUUGAGACAAAAAAUUUAUGAGACAAUUUCAAAGUUUGAUCAAUAUAGUCAUCAAGAUGAAGCGAUUAACCUCAAACGAGCUCUUUAUGAAGCGUCCAACUCAGAUAAGAAGAUAGCCCUGUUGAUUAACAGAGCGUUUUACAAGAUCCUCUCUAAAGGAUCUAAUGACAAGCAAUUUCGCCAAUUAUUUGAGCCUGCUUCUGCUCAAGAAGUUAGUUUAAUCGACAAAGACGAUGCUCAAGAUCAACAAAUCAAAGUCUUGGAAACAUUCUUAUACGAUUUGGGAACCAUCAAAUCAAACAAAGCCAGUUUGAUAGAAAACUUGAAGAAAGAUAUUCACACUGACGACAUUUCUGAAAUCUUGAUGUUGAAUGCAAAGCGAAUGAGCAAUAAUGAAAUCAAAAGUGUUAUAUUUCCAGCUGAGUUGAAAAAAUUCCAACCAUUUAUUGACAAGUUGGACAAUUUAAUCAACAGAGAAAAGUCGAUCCUUUCCGAUGUGAAAGCUGAAUGGGGCAGACUAUUGAGUGAUCCUGUUGUCAAAAAGUUGCAAUCCAGAAAUCAAGAGAAGGCUCAACUAUGGAGUGAGAACAUUGCAAAGAUUGAAUCAUUUUAUAAGAAUUGGACACAGUAUCAUGCAGGUUUGGAGAAGGGAAACUCUUGGUAUAGUAAACUCUUCAAGCAUUGUGAAGAGAUAUUGAAUGCAAAUGCAAUAAGCCAAUCUAUAAAUUCAUUAAAGUUGAACGAUUACCCUGGUGCAUCGAAUACCAAUCUUCAAAAUUAUGCAGCUAGUUCCAACCCGACAGGACAACGGGGACCUAACUAUGGAAACCCUUCAUAUUCUCAACUGCAACCUAUUCCCUCCCCUUCACAAUUGCCUUCUCAGCAAAACUAUAAUCCACCACCCAUUCAACCGCAAUUUUCCGGGUUUAGCUCGCAACCUUUACAGCUGCAGGUGAGCAAUGCUCAGCGGUACCCACCAAGUGCGCCCCAACUACAAUCACAUCCCUCAUACUCAAGACCUCCACAGUUACCACCAAAGAAUCCACAGAGAGACUCCUUUGGGUCACAACAUGCCGCAUUCUCGUCUCCACCGAUUCCUGGAAAAGAAGAGCAGUCUAAAGUACCACCUUGGCAGCAUGCAAAUAAAAGCUCUGAUUCCAAGAGUGGUCUAAUCUAUGAUCAACCAUCAACUUAUGAUCCCAACAUGUAUGACUUUUUUAGUAAAUAG